Larimichthys crocea (large yellow croaker) is the source of this 1218-nucleotide messenger RNA. RefSeq names its product macrophage receptor with collagenous structure (gene marco). The record is from RefSeq and is marked provisional. NCBI's taxonomy places the organism in Eukaryota, Metazoa, Chordata, Actinopteri, Sciaenidae. Bases 1 to 1218 code for a protein of 405 amino acids. Gene Ontology annotation, cellular component: membrane. The transcript has 13 exons.
AUGGAGACGUCGGUGGACCGCACCAACAACCGAGUCUCGUACACGCAGAGUAACCCGCUGUUCGACAUGUCGCUCAGCAGGACUGACCUGUACAACUUCCAGCCUGACGAUCUGAAGCCGGCGAGGCCGAGACGACAGUGGUGUUUAAACGUGAUCAUCGUUUACCUCGUCCUGCAGACCGGCCUGAACGCCUUCCUCAUUUAUAAAGUUUUCACGUUGGACUCAUCGUCGUCGACCCUCGGGGCUCAGAAGCAGACGUCCAAUCACAUCCCUCAGGGAGGAGAACCGAGCGGCGAUGACACCCUCCAAACUCUCGUCCGCAACAACAGUGAAGAAACCAAAACCCUGAGGGGUCAGCUGUGGGCGCUGGACAGCCAGGUCAAGAACCUCUGUGCAGAGGAGGGUCAGCUGGGCAGGAUGAGGUCUGACCUGAAGAUGCUCAACUCAAGCGCCCGAAACCUGGAGGACAAACUGAUCAACCUCAAACAAGGACCUCCAGGUCCUCCGGGAAGAGACGGGCUUUCAGGACAGCCGGGCACACCUGGAGACAGAGGCCUCAAAGGUGACAUCGGUGACGCUGGCCCUCAAGGACUAAAGGGUGACAACGGACAACCCGGACAGUCAGGAGCUCCGGGUCCCAGAGGACCACCUGGACCUGCAGGAGCCCCAGGGAAUCAAGGACCAGGAGCUAAGGGAGAGAAAGGAGCACCUGGGGGCCCAGGCCUUCCUGGACCCAAAGGUGACCCCGGCACCGCCGGGCAAAAAGGAUCUUCUGGAUCUCAAGGUACCACUGGGCUACAAGGACAGAAAGGAGAUUCUGGUCCACCGGGACCUCAAGGUGCAUUGGGACCUCCUGGUGCCAAAGGAGAUCAAGGUCCAGCUGGACCACCAGGUGCCAAAGGAGAGAGGGGAGACCAGGAAGCGAAUGUGCGUCUCGUGCCGUCUGGAUCCCGAGGCCGUGUGGAGGUGAAGGUAAACGGGGCCUGGGGCACCGUGUGUGACGACAACUUUGGCACCCCAGACGGCAAGGUGAUCUGCAGGAUGCUGGGCUUCCAGACCGCUACUGACACCUUCACUGCCCCCCCAGGCACUGGAAAGAUCUGGCUGGAUGAUCUGAAAUGUACAGGAGCAGAGUUGGAUAUCAUGGACUGCCCACAUCCUGGAGUCGGCGUCAACAACUGCCAACACAGCGAGGACGCCGGAGUGCAGUGCGCCUAG